Molecule: messenger RNA, 13354 nt
Organism: Anoplophora glabripennis (Asian longhorned beetle)
Lineage: Eukaryota; Metazoa; Arthropoda; Insecta; Coleoptera; Cerambycidae
Product: probable E3 ubiquitin-protein ligase HERC1
Exons: 20
Coding region: 115-13212 (4365 amino acids)
Molecular function (GO): ubiquitin-protein transferase activity; protein binding
Source: RefSeq, a predicted model, not a curated record
AUCAAAAGUCGUAUUUACAUUUUACGUUCUUAAAUUAAUCAACAAAUUAAAUAUUUAUUUUAUAAGAUAGUGUCUUGCAAAGCAAAACUUUCUAAAUAUAUAUGAUUGCUUAUAAUGGAGAAUAUCGGUGCAAAUAUAGAAUUAGAAUGGGUAGAGCACACCAAUAGUGUAUGGGCCCAAAAAAAUUGUGAUGGCAUUGCAAAUAGAGAUAUUUUACAGUCAAUGUAUGGUAUUUUAUUGCAGAAUAAGGAAAUUCGUAUAAUACCCACUACUUUAGCCUCAUAUAACGAUGUGCAACACUUGCCAAGUUUCCAAUAUGAUCCUAUAUCGCAUACAGAACUUAAUGAAUAUAUAAGGAAUCUUUUAACUUCUCAGUUAGAAUUAGCCAGAGAAGUGUGUUCAUCCACAACAUUUUCUGUUGUUUUAAAACAAAGAUUAAUAGUACUUAACAGAAUUUACCAUGCUUUGUCAAUGAAAUAUCAUGACAAAGAAACAAAUAGUACUCAAAAUUUAGAUCAAUGUUCGGGAGCAAAUAUUUUAUCAUUAUCUCCUCGAGAAGUUGUGUCUGGGUCACAUGCCCUUUUAGAAAUUGGUGUGAAAACUGGACUCAGUCUACUGUUUUCACUUUUGCAACAAAAUUGGCAAGUAAGUACUAUGUUGAGUAUUCCAAGUCUUUGUAAUUCUGUACUGGAAAGUACUGUUGAUUUAAUACAAAAACUGCCACCUUUGAGUCUCUCAAAUGAUUCCCAGUUGACAAAUUUAGGCUGCAAUAGCCUCGAUCAAGUUUGUGGUUUCUUAAAAAAUGCUAUUCUAAAUGAAACUGCGGCUGAUAAUCAAGGAAAAAUACUUGCCGCCGAAAUUCUUUUGGAAAUAGCCUUACAAAGAGGUUCCUUGCAUUAUUUGUUAGAAUGGAUUGAAACUGCUCUGGAAGCCUCAUGUAAAGGACCAAACCUCUCAAGUAAGCAGUUUAAAAGAGCCAUUAUACAAAUAGGGGCUAAGAAUAAUUUGGGAUUAGAGUUAUUGAAAAAUGAGGAUGACGAAAUUAGCACAUACCAGGCCGGUUAUUAUUUGAUAGAAGUUCUUGUGUCUAUGGCUCUCGAUUGUAUUGGUACGUGUUCAGCAGCAGGUUCUUUAAGCUGUGAGUCUGACCUAGCACCAUUCGAAAAAAGUGAUGUUUAUGUUUGGGGGAGUAAUUCUUCUCAUCAACUUGCCGAAGGCAAUCAGGAAAAGAUAUUGUUACCAAUAAAAUCCAAUAUUUUUAAUCAAGUGCAGCAGGUUGAAGCUGGUCACUAUUGUACAUUUGCCAUACAUUGGGAUGGUCAUGUCAGUGCUUGCGGGAAGGGGAGUUAUGGUCGAUUAGGUUUAGGCGAAUCGUCUAAUCAGAGCCUGCCUAAACCUAUUCUUCUAGAUAGUAUAGUCAAAAAGCUUUCCAGUUCAAAAGGAAGCGAUGGCCAUACAUUAGCUCUCACUGAAGAUGGAAUGGUUUAUAGUUGGGGAGACGGAGAUUAUGGUAAACUGGGUCAUGGAAAUUGUGCGACGCACAAACAACCGGAAAGGAUUACUGGACCUUUCCUGGGGAAAAAUAUUAAAUACAUUAAUGCAGGAUACAGACACAGUGCAGCAAUUACCGAGGACGGGUUAUUGUACACCUGGGGCGAAGGUGAUCACGGUCGUCUGGGUCAUGGAGACACCAACGAACGUCAUAUUCCCACCCAAGUAGCAGACCUAACCGAUGUAGGAUCGGUAGCUUGUGGUAGUUCACACACUUUAGUCGUUUCGAGGGAUGGAAAAACGGUUUGGUCUUUCGGAUCAGGGGAAAAUGGUAAACUAGGCCAUGGAGAAAUCGCUAAAGUUUAUAGACCAAAAGUGAUCGAGGCCUUACAGGGACUCGUUAUCCAAAAAGUUUGUGCUGGCACUUCGUUUUCCAUGGCUUUAACUACAAUGGGACAUGUUUAUACUUGGGGGAGUGGGCCAAUUCUUGGUACCGGCUCGGCGGAUGCUAUAUGGCUCCAACCGUUACUUUUAGAUGAUCUCACGCCCUAUAGGAUAGUCGAUAUAUCUGCAGGUGACACCCAUUGCCUUGCUUUGACCGAUGAAAACGUCGUGUUUGCUUGGGGUACAAAUAGUAUGGGGCAGUGUGGCCAAGGUCAUACCUCGAGCCCAAUAAUGCGCCCUUUAAAAGUUAUCGGAUUAGACGGGAUUCCUAUUAGGCAAAUUAGUGCGGGAACCUCCCAUUCCUUAGCAUGGACGUCAAAACCCAAGGAAAAUCAGUACAUCACAAAACACAGACCUUUCUGCCUGGAUUUACAUGAUAAAACUUUUGAAUUACUGAAAAUAUUUCUAGAAAAGUACACCACUUCGUUCACAUAUAAUUCUCCACCUUUACCAUUUGCAUCACCCGAUGAACAUAAGAGAUUCGUUCUGUGUUGUUUGAAGCUGCUUUAUAUUCAUUUAAAUAUUUGUAUCAGCGGCAACUUGGACACCAAAGUGUUGAAACAACAUUCUAAAGAACUACGGAUUCUUCUUUUUCGUCUUAUCGAUAAAGAUGCACCGUUAGAAGUCCACAAUUCGGUACGAGAAGUCCUUAACACGGGAGCAGCUCUGCUGUUGCCGCCGCUUGUGGAACGGGUGGAAUUUUUACAUUUAUACCUGUCGAACGGCAAAAACUUGUCGGUGGGCCAACAGAUGCUGUUAGGCAUUAUUUUACAUAGUUUGGAAGAACCGGUACUUACAGCCGCUCUCUUAGGAUACAGCAGCAGUCCUGAGAAGCUAAAACUGCAAGAGAUACAACUUACUAGUACUCUGAUGAAGACUCUAUUGCAGUCUUUUUGUAAAAACACGGAAGAAACCCUGAGUACUAUUUGGAACCACGUGUCUGCCAAUACAAAAUGCAAAUGGCAAAACCAAGAGAAUUUAAAGACAUACAAUCUUCAGAGUUUGCUGUCGUCCCUACAGAAUCACAUGCUGGCAUAUUAUACGAUAUCGUCUGAUAACGUAUAUAGUUUCAGCGCCAAAGAUCUUCUUGGAACUCACUUUUCGUCCAUUGUCAAUUUUGCGACUAAAAUUUUGAAUAAGGCCGCCAAUAUCCUUCUUGUGUACCCUACGUCUUUAGAACUGCUUUAUAACGUUUUGCUGGAUUCGGCCGCUGGGGCCAUGCUUUUCAAAAUGUUGAACUCAUUGUUCCUAAUGCCUAUGGGUUAUGUAAAAACUUUAUAUCCUUUAAUUUUGGAGCUGAUGGAGCCUUUGAAUAAGUUUAAUCAACUGUUGCCUGCCGAAUUACUCUCGGAUGAUGAAAAAGCAUCGAGGUCCGAAACACCAACACUAGAUCAGUUAACGGAACGGUCAUGGAUGUGGAUAGUCGAUAUGCAGAAAACUUGUUCUUUGCUCAUGGGUUACUGCCUGGGAGGCAUGUUAACGGGAAACGCUCCUUCGCAAGAAGAAAUUCUGUGCCGUCACUGGCUGUCCAACGAAAUUCUUUCGUACGGUAUAGAAAACGAAGAAGUUGAACUGAAGGCCGUGCUAGAUGUGCCCUUUUUAGCGUCUUCGAACAUAUUCGACUCGGUAUACGUGACUUUAGAUAAACUGCCUGAAGAAGAACAGAAUAUUGUUAAACUCCUCUUCUCUAUUCCAUAUAAGCAGUCUGACGAGGCGUGCUCUUCGUCGGAAGACAGUUUCAAUUGUAACAACAAAUUUUUCGAGAAACUAAUGGAGAACAUCGAAACUGACACUUGGGAGUUUGACGAGGACGAGAAAAAAAUGUUGGAAAUGGUAAUGAAAUGUUUCUUGAUGAUGGUAUUGAAACAGACAGGUCUGCUUCAGAAAACUCCCGCACAUCCGGCCGUCAAAGAAGUGUUUAAGUACGUUUUGAAUUUGAGACAUAGACUGCUGAACUUAAAAUACCUCUCGAAGUACCAACAAAGCGAUAUUAUCGUGGAAAAUGAGAAGGACUUUGAUUCUGUUAAACCGGAGGAUAAAUCGGAAAAUGUUGCAAAUGGUGAAGAAUUCAAUUUUGGAGACAUGUGUCGGGAUAUAAUUCAGAGGUGCCUGUUUCUUAUUAUAUUCGUGAAAGGUGUAGAUGUAGACGUAUCGGCUCUAUGUAACAGUCCUGAUGACGAAGUUUGCUUGGAAAAAGCUUACGUAGACUUUUAUAAAAACAGCCAAAGCGUAGUUUUAUACAGAGAUCUCAAAUAUAUAUGCUGCUCUUAUCUGAACUUCGUCAUAAAUGAACCGGCCGAAAAGAUGCAGUCGAUCACGAACAGGUCUACCAUGGACGGUUGGAGCACUGAUCUGAAAAUAAUAUACAAGGCCCUUUUGUCGCAAAAGGCUCGCGCCAUUAGCCGGUUCCACAGCUUCGAUCAGAUCUUGUUCCACUUGAUUACGCGAGAGCCUUCUUCUACUGUUUCAAACUGCAUCCAACAGCAACUGUUACAAGGUUGUUUCGGUUUGUUCAACGUAACGGGCGAAAAUAUGUACACGCAACUGCAACAUUACCUGGAAGGUAUCCGAGCGUCGCCGAUUGAUAUCCAAGAAAAAAUUAGGACCGCCGUUCACAGUAUAUACGAAUUUCUCAUCCAAUCAGUGAAAAAGCAAAUAGUGAACAAUUCCAACAAUAAGCAAUUAUUACUGACUGUAGUCUUCUCUCUCAGCACCAACUAUAAAUCGAACGAUCUGGGCUUGGUUAUUAACAACGACCUCCUGCAUGUCUUAUCGGAGAUCGUAAAUAUGAACGCAACUAGCCCUUUGAGCAAAACCGAGAUACUUAAUGACGCCGCGUUGAGACUAAUACAUAUUAUUUCCGUAACGUCUUGCUUGAACGCCAAAAAAAUUGACCUGGCCACGCUUGAGAACGUCUUAAAUAUUCUACACAGUCUCUUCAUUAAAAUACUGGAAGACUUUGAUGAAAACUGCCAAAACUUUUCUAGUCCUCAAAGCAGUCACAUCUUGAUUAACAACGGAAGACAAUUGGGCGAUUUUCUUCUGUUCCUAAGAACUAUUUCAUCCAGUCAAAUUAUACAGAAAUUACUAGCAUCCAAAAAGUGGAUAUUCGCCCUCUUAGUGAUAUUAGACAGUUCCAAUACAUGCGCAACGUAUUCGACUCAGUUGAAAGUCCUGAGGCCUAAACUACUCAUCCUACAACUUCUACAAGCUAUUCUCCCCGGACUGCAAGCCGUGCACAUAGACGACGAUCUCCGAAAAUACAUUAUUAACAAACUAUUUAUUCAACUCGGCCAGGAAAUGUGGAACAUACCCAAUCCGUCCGAAAAACCCAUCUCCGACACGAAAUUUAAAAACGUACGCCCUACCGACACGUCAGUAAGAGAGGAUGAAGGCAACAUACCGAUCCACGACAUGGGCUUCGACGCGGAAAAAUGCUAUAAUUGUUCCAUCGAAGGAAGUUUAACUCUUGUGCACGGAACGGGAGGAAGGGGUUACGGGUUAGGCCUCCAGGUUAUCAAAUCUGGUUGUUACCAGUGGAAGAUUUUAAUCGUGAAGGAGAAUAGGGGUAACGAGGGUACCUGCAUCGGAGUGUCGAAGUAUCCCGUUAAAGAUUUCAGUCACAGAUCGACGAGUGAUAUGUGGUUGUACAGGGCAUACAGCGGUAGCUUGUACCAUAACGGGGAACGCGACAUGAGUUUUCAGAGCUACACUCAAGGUGAUUACAUCACGGUAAUAUUGGAUAUGGACGCUAAGACCCUCAGUUUUGGUAAAAACGGGGAAGAGCCGAGGGUUGCCUUCGAAAACAUUGAAGCGAGUGAACUGUACCCUUGCGUAAUGUUCUACAGUACUAACCCCGGCGAGAAAGUAAAAAUAACGGACAUGAAAGUGCACGGAACUCAAAAAGAUUUACUACCUGGUGAACCAGAGUUGGCUCCUUUACACGCUGUUCUGUCCGAGGCUUAUAUAUCGGUAAUUAGAAGACUGCAUCAUUCCGUAACAUGGACUGAAGAUGUAAAUACGGCUUUAUUCACAAGGUUAGAAAAAAUUGAAACGUUAUUCCCAAUCGUAGAGACACACAACAUGGACAACACUUCCGAAUUAAAACUGAAUAAAACGUACAAGUUAAAGUGUGAUAUAAGUGUUCCCGAAUUAUGUGUUAACGUUUGGCCUUGUCUGAUUGUAAUUGGAGGCCUGGACCGUGGUCUCCGAAUGGGCGGUUACUGUAAGCAUAAAAAUACUGGACAGAGAGCCGUAGCUUUGGGUAUUCUCAAAAAAGGGAUAACCACAGUAAACGUCCAGUGGGAAAACGACGGAAGUGUUUCAGACGUGGCAUUAUCUAAUUUGGAAUUCAUAGAACCGGUGCCUUUCGAUUGCACAAAGUUCAAUGCGGUAACACCAAAAAUAUUAUUACAAAUCGCCAGACUGAGCGGUAUUACCAAUGAAACGUCCUUUCCUACGUAUGACCUCACCGAUGACGAGCAACUGUUAUUAAAGCAACAUAUUCUCAAAAGCGAGAACGGCAAUUCGUUGGAUUCUAAAAAUAUCCGUUGCAGCUCCGAUUCUCAGAUACACGAUCAGUACAUAACCCACGAGAAACCUAAAACUGUGGAGUCUUUAACGAAUGAGAUGGUUUCGAGUAUUAUGGGUGAAGUGAAGAGGUUAAGUACCGAAAAAAUCGUGGCGUCUCAGAGUGAAUCCACUAUAAAAGAAACAAAUGAGUUGCACAACAAACAAGAAGUCAUUACCUCGGAAACGAAAAUGUUGAGGAAGAAACUCUUAGACUUAGAAGGGGAAUGCUUGCAGUUGGCGUUUUUGCAGUUCGCAGCUUUAAAAGUGUUGGGAAUCUUCCUCAUUUCAUCGCCUUUAACGGAAUCGUUAUUAAUCAAUAAUAAGGAAUCAAAGACUGAAGAUAUUGAUUGUAUCAGGGAAAUAAUGCACUCUAUAGUAGACAAAAGUAUAGACCAGUGCAAACUGAGGAAGAUUGUCAGCAUAUCAGAAAUGGAAAGGGCCCAAACCGUGUUGCACCUAAGCUACAUUAAAAGUAGGACGUCUGAAAGCACGGAAAAUUGUCUGUUUAAUAAUGGUUACUAUUUGGAGAGAAACGGUACUGAUUUCCUAACAGAAACUUUGACUGCUGAUACUAAUUACAGCUCCAGUACAGAUGUUCGCUCUAGACAUCACAACGUAAAACCAAAUAGUUCUAGUUCCCGCCCAACAUUCACCCUUCAAAGUCCUUCUGCCACUUACGGAUCACCUUUUACUGCAGCAUUAGAGGCCUCUUGUAUCCAGUUGCCCCAGAGUUGGAUGUCCUCCUUCUGUGAAUCAGAAGAUAGCAUUUGGAGCAAUCGAAACACUCACCCACCCCCCAUCGCAGUUCCUCUAUUAGAGAUGGGUUUCACAUUGAAACACAUCCUCAAAGCAAUCUCGGAAACUAAGAGUUCAGGCGAGUUCACCUCUCACACCGUUAAUAUGCUCGCCACGUGGAUGUUGGAGCACCCCUCUUUAGACAUUAGUGAUGACGAGGGAACUUCGGACAGAUAUAAUUUGUUCAGGAUUUUAGAUCGAUCGCAGAAUCUCGUUAGGCAGCAGAGCUUAGACAGCACCGAAAUUAAGUGUGGCCAUCGGCGUGGACUAAAUCUGAGAGGGAGGGUUUGUUCCGAUUUGAGAAAUAGGAUUGGCCAAGUAGACAGAGUGUUACAAGAUACAGUAAGAGAAAGGCAACAUGUAAGGGGGGAAGGGCAUCAUUUGUUGAGAAAUUUUUCCCGGGAAGGUUCUAGCAGUGAGAUUAAUAUACUCGAUUCGAAUGACAGUGAUCAAAGAGAGCAAAUUCCGUCUACUUACAUCAGUGUCGAAAAUAACGGCAGCAUCUGCCCUUAUUGUCAACAUUCGACCCCGUUCUUGGACUCGCAUAUGACCAUCUACCACCCUGGUUGUGGUACGAUGUGGGGACCAGGCGUAUGCGGUUAUUGCACGGACGGUUUCUACAUUCUGUGUUACAAGUGCAAGAACAAGUAUUUUCAGAAGGGUGUCGGUAACAGUUCUCUUCACGUUCGAGCACCUGAUAUAAUAUAUGACGAAGAUGAUAUGACGGAGGCAGAUGUGCAAUCUUUAAAGUUUAAUAUGCCCAAUUAUGAAGAUAUAGAUAAAAUUAAAUUUUACUUGGGCAUAACGGAUAAAGAAUUUAGAGUGAAUAGUAUAAAUUUGGAGAAAUUUGACCCGUUGGGAAUGGACGCCGUUCCAUCGGUGGUAAACGAUUGUGGAAAUAUUAAUACGACUGAAAAAAGGUUUGUCGGAAGCCAGGCAUUACUUUUGAAUACAUCUUUAGACAGGAUUUUAGCAUUGAAAAAUCUGACGUCAUCCCUCCAUAUUCUAUUAUCAAGGAUAAUCGUACUAAAGUUCUUGUGCAUACUCUCAUCAAAUACAAACUGUGCGGAUUUAAUAACGUGCUUAGAACUCAUAGGUCUUUCCGACAUAAGAAAAAUCGUAAGACUGAUGACCCUAACAGCGAUGAACCGUGUUGAAGUCGGUAACGUUCAGAUUUUGCAAAAUUUCUCAAACAUCCAUUACCCAAAAAUGAUUUCCGCCACAAAUACGACCCGAGCAACGAAAGCCUCUCUCAACUACUUGAGCAUGUGCAUAGCGGCUUUAGCACAGUGCGAGGUGGAAUCCUCAAACAUGAUAGUGAAUAUUUGUACGAAGGACCUUGUGAUGUCGGCAUGCGGCGUAGCUGUGCCGAAAUCGGGUUUCGUGGUGACGCAAGCCUUGGUCAAUAUUCUCUCCAUCCAUGGAGGAUGUUCUCUUAUAGAUUCAUCCAAAGAAAUACCUCUGGGUCAUCAGACGGAUAGAAACAAUAUAGGUCCCUUGACACUCGUUAAUGCGUUAUCAGCUUACAUUUUGUCUCAGAAAGUGGAUCAGAUUAAUAAAGAAUGGGCUGCACACCAGAUAUAUAAAUCUCUGGCAACUAAGAUUCAAAUCAUGGCAGGCGUGAACUUGGACCAAACUAAUUUUGCUGAUUUGUCCGGUACACUACCAAUGCAAAGUCUUACGUACGUAGACGGACACGAUAACAGAGUGUCUACCUUGGCUUGGCUCGACAGAUCUGGAUCACUCGCCUCUGCGGGAUAUGACGGCACAGUUAGACUGUGGACUGUUGAACCCUCGAAACAACCUAUUUUAGAAUCAACGUUAGUAUUUCACACCUCUGCGGAUUUCUUUGGAAAUGAUUUACAAGGCAGACUGAUCGGCCACAUGAAGUGGUCACCGACGGGCGAAUAUAUCGCGGCGGCUUUGGAUAAUUUCGUAAACAUCUGGCAUUUGAAGAAAUCCGAACAGUUUAGCAGUUAUAGUGAUCGGUUUAUAGACGAUCAAAAAGAAUUUAUAACGUCGAUGACGUGGCCAAGAAAUUACAAUGGAUGCAAACACAGUGAAGACUAUUUGCUAAUUGGAAAAAUCAAUGGUUCCGUUGUGAUGGUUACCCUUUAUGAAGAAACGAGACGCGUCGAACUAUUGCAGCAUUGUUGUUCACCUCGUGCUGUCAUGAAUAUGGACUGGCACCAUGAAGAUGGCCCUUUCGCAAUUGGUUAUCUCGACGGUACUAUUAAACUGGGUUGGGCGCACAGUGAAAGUAACGUAAUUACACUAAAGGCGCACGAAAGUGCCGUUUCGUCUUUAUCGUGGGAUCCCAGAGGUAUAUUUCUUGCUACCAUCUCGAUUGACCUGACCUGCAAAAUUUGGAACUUAGACGAUGAUAAAUUAGUUCACGUUCAUACCCUUGCGCAAACCUACGAACCUAUUAGUUUAACUUGGUCACCGCUUGUCGGUAGUAGCAACGAAGCGCUAUUGCUGGCCGUGGGAAGUAAUUUUGGAACCGUAAAUGUUUGGACGAUACCAAAGGAAAACGAAGAAAAUAUUGUCCCAAAACUUAUAAUGAAUUCUCAAGGUCACGCGUACAACAGUGUUACGAGUAUAACUAUAGAUAGUACGGGAUUAUUUCUUGCAAGUGGUUGUUUAAAAGGACCCAGUGGUGUGGUUAACAUAUGGUCCCUUCACGACGGUAGUUUGGUACAAACUGUUGCUGGAAGCGGGGGUAUAAACGCUUCUGGUAUGUGUUGGUUAAGUACUUCUAAUGCUUUAGCAAUCGGAUUUUCACGAUCGAAAUCUAUAUGCGUUUUGAAUUGUUCCGUACAAGACCUUUCUAAAAACCUACCUUUAGCCGCCGUAAGGUGCUCCUUGAUCAGAAAAGGUAUUAGGGACUUAAAAUCGGUACCGUUCUUUAAAUUGUUUGUGACUCUCUUACCGAAUAUCCUUCUGGAGCAAUAUAAUACGGAAAAAAUGGCGGUUCAAACAGGUACCCACUUGAUGCACUCGAUGUACCUUAAAAGUUUGGCAUCUCUAGCAAUUCUGCUGGAACUCGAUAAAAUAGUUUGUUACAAAUUAUGCCCCUUCAACAAUAAGGGUCAAUCGGAGCUUGUCCCGGAAUACCUUUGGCUUCAUACUUUCAGUCUGGCCAACCAAAUGGCCGACAGUUUAAUAAAAAGAACCAAGUCGCUGGAAAUUGUUAGUUUAAACCACAUACAAGGCGUUGUGAAGUGUCCCGAUAACGUUUUUUGGACAAUGAAACAAGACCAGCAAAUUAUGCAGUGGGUCUCCCAACGACCUCAAGAUUGGCAGAUUGGGGGCAAGUGCAGGGCAUUUUUAUGGGGUUCCGAUAGACACGGACAAUUGGCAGAAUUAGGAUACAGCUCGUCGGUACCGACGCACGUAGAAUCGUUUUCAGCGUCUAGAAAGAUUGUAUGCGGACAAAAUUGUACUUUUGUGAUCGAAGCGAACGGAACCGUGCUGGCCUGCGGAGAAGGAAGUUACGGAAGGCUCGGGCAGGGCAAUUCUGAUGAUUUACACACGUUAAGUGUUAUAUCGAGUCUGCAAGGGUUCGUCAUUAUAGAUUUGGCUACCUCGGUGGGCUCCGACGGACACAGCUUGGCACUCGCGGAAAGCGGAGAAGUAUUUUCAUGGGGAGAUGGAGAUUAUGGAAAAUUGGGUCACGGUAACAGUGACAGGCAGAGACGCCCUAGACAGAUCGAAGCGCUGCAGAACGAGGAAGUGAUACAGGUCGCUUGCGGUUUUAAACACAGUGCAGUCGUUACCAGCGAUGGCAAAUUGUUCACAUUUGGAAAUGGCGAUUACGGCAGACUCGGAUUGGGGUCAACUUCAAACAAGAAAGUUCCUGAAAGAGUAACCUCGCUUGAUGGCUUUAAAAUCGGACAAGUGGCUUGCGGUUUAAACCAUACGGCUUGUAUGUCAGUGGACGGGAUGAACGUAUGGACCUUCGGAGAAGGCGAUUAUGGGAAAUUGGGACUGGGACAUACUGCGACCAAGUCUAUACCGCAGUUAGUUGAAACUAUGUGCAACAUUGGCAUAAAAAAGGUAGGUUGUGGCACUAACCUUACGGUAUUCCUUACGAAAAGCGGAAAAAUAUUCGUUUGCGGCGUCGACCGAGUUCCUUGGCAGAGUCAUUUGCGAGAACGCACCGAUUACCGCCCUCAGCAGUUGAUGGGGUUAGUCGACUAUUUCAUCGAAGAUUUUGCCGUGGGAACAGAACACGUGCUAUUUCUCACUUCUUGCGGUAAAGUUUUCGGAUGGGGUAUGAACACCGAAAGUCAAUUGGGCCUACCGCACGUUUCUUUGGUACGAGAACCAGAAAUUAUUAUGGAGUUGUCCGACAAAGGCGUCAAACAGAUCUCUACGGGUAGGACGCACAGUGCUGCUUGGACUGCGUCGCCUUUGCCUUUGAGGAUACCGGGUGUGACGUGUUCUUUAAGUUUUGGACUUCCGCAAGAAAUUCCUCCGCAAUUCGAUCACUUACAGGGUCUUUCCGUCCCAUCUAUCCAAUCGAGACUUAAGUUACUGUACAACUUUUCAGAUAAAUUGUAUUCGUGUUGGACUCUUAUGCCUCUGAGCGACGAACAAAUCGACAUGAAGAUUCCCCCAUUGGAAGGACUUAUAUCGCCAAAAUUACGAUAUCUUUUAGCUCCGAGGGUUUACACUUUACCUUUCGUCAGGUGCAUUGGGAAGACGAUGAUUCAAGGGAAAAAUUACGGACCGCAAAUUAUCGUGAAGAGAAUAUCUCAAGAAGGUCAAAAAUGUAAACCUAUAUUUGUGCAAAUAGCGAGGCAAGUAGUUGACUUAAAACCUCAAGAGUUACGAUUACCUUCUAGGGCUUGGAAAGUGAAAUUGUUAGGGGAGGGGGCGGAUGACGCCGGAGGCGUUUUCGACGAUACCAUCACGGAAAUGUGCCAAGAAAUAACUACCGGUGUGGUGCCAUUACUUAUACCCACGCCCAAUGCCAUCAACGAUGAGGGAUACAACAGAGAUAAAUAUCUCUUAAAUCCUCAGUUACUGUCCACACAGAAUUUGAACUGGUUUAAGUUUUUAGGCAUAUUAUUUGGAGUGGCUAUUAGAACCAGAAAACCUUUGGCUCUCUCCAUAGCCCCAUUAAUAUGGAAGCUGAUUGUUGGAGAGCCGGUAAGCAUAGAAGACUUGGAAGACACGGAUUGCAUGUACAUCCAAAGUUUGAGGAGCAUAAGAGAUAUACACCUUUGCGGCGUUACUGAAGAAUAUUUUCACGACGUUAUUCCCUUAGAAACUUUCGAGGGAACGAGUUGCACGGGAAAAGUGGUGCCGAUAAUACACGGAGGACAUAAAAUACUCCUAACAUACGAAAAUCGGAUGCAGUACUACGAACAGGCCAUCAAAUUUCGGAUGCAGGAAUUCGAUAUCCAAGUAGCAGCCAUUCGCGAGGGAAUGUCGGGAAUAAUCCCUGUUCCUCUGCUGUCUCUGGUCACGGCGGAGCAUUUAGAGAAGUUAGUAUGCGGUAUGGCACAUAUUUCUAUAUCUGUACUGAAAAAAAUCGUCAGAUAUCGCGAAUUAGACGAAGACCAUCAACUUGUGCAGUGGUUAUGGGAUAUACUAGAAAAUUUUACCGAUAAUGAACGUGUUCUUUUUAUGAGGUUCGUGUCUGGAAGAUCGAGGUUGCCAGCUAAUUUAGCCGAUUUAUCUCAGCGAUUCCAAAUAAUGAAAGUGGACAAGCCGGUGAACGGAUUGCCUACAGCACAAACUUGCUUCUUCCAACUUAGAUUACCUUCCUACACUACUCAAGAAAUAAUGGCUGAGAAACUUCGAUAUUCCAUCAACAACUGCAGGUCCAUCGAUAUGGACAAUUAUAUGUUGGCUAGAAACACCGAUCACGGGGUCGGAUCAGACGAUGAAUGGAAUUAGAAGAUAUUUAAAAAGGCUGAUUUUAAUAAAUGUAAGCAAACGGGUGUUCAGAUAUUUAACUGUUUGAUGUUUUUUUCUUUUUUUUUCUAUUAAAUAUGUACAAUAUUUGAUUACUUGAAGCCAUAUAAAUAAAUAUCAAAUG